Molecule: messenger RNA, 583 nt
Organism: Lingula anatina
Lineage: Eukaryota; Metazoa; Brachiopoda; Lingulata; Lingulida; Lingulidae
Biological process (GO): cell-cell signaling
Source: RefSeq, a predicted model, not a curated record
AUGCACAACAAGGCGGCGUUCUUUAACACCGAGAAUCCAAACUCCACUGUCCAUCACUUAUCGUGUGACCAGAUGGUCUGCCUGGAGAAUACGAUACUACAUGGGAUUCUGGUUGACACUGUGACGGCCACCUAUCGCCCAGAAAAUAAUGACAUUGAAAAACGCCUGUACAGUGGAGCAGAAAAUCCGAGCCCAAUAAUGGACUUAUUAGAGCAAGUUAUGGCAAUGCGUGCUUCUGGUCACGUUAGGGUGUAUAUUGAGCGAGAUACUGAUCUUUCUGCUCUACAUAAUGUGAUUAAGAUUUUGCUGGUACACAACUCCAAAGUGACCAAUGUGACAUUCCACGUGACCCCCGAUGCCAACAAGGACUACAUCAACGAGGGUAUUCAACGUAAGAUAGAGAACUGGGCCGGCUCGGCGUGUCCCACGCGCAGUAGGGUGGCCAUUUCUCCGUUCACAGUGGAUGAUCUGCCUCACCACCGCGUGCGUCGCAGUUUAGAGAACAGCAAAGCCAGAAACGACAUGAAACGUGACCUUCACCACUGGGAGUUGAACUGGUUAAUGCGGAACUGAGACACCGAUG